Molecule: messenger RNA, 941 nt
Organism: Hirundo rustica (Barn swallow)
Lineage: Eukaryota; Metazoa; Chordata; Aves; Passeriformes; Hirundinidae
Product: E3 ubiquitin-protein ligase TRIM39-like
Exons: 5
Coding region: 1-855 (284 amino acids)
Molecular function (GO): protein binding
Source: RefSeq, a predicted model, not a curated record
AUGCCGCGGGAAUUCGCCGCCUCCGCGCCCGUCGGGAGCUCCGGGGCGGCGGCGGGGCUCGACCGGUGGCGGCGGAGCCUGGGCAGGCUGGAAGACCUGAAAAAUGAGCUGGAGAAGAGGCAGGCGAAGAAAAACCCGGAGGUUUCCCACCGGGACACCCCGGCACGGGGGCAGGAAGAGAAGAAUCAGCAGCCGGACGUGAAAAGCUCCGCCAGCAGGUGUGGGAAGGUGACUUUCCAGCUGCCCCUGGAUGCGGGGUCGGGGCCGGAAGAGCGAGUUUGUCACUUCUCGUGGAGGAGCAGUGCCCUGAAGGAAACCCUGAGGAAACUCCAAGCCAGCGUGACCCUGGACCCCGACACGGCGCACCCCGACCUCGUGCUGUCCGAGGACGGCAAGAGCGUGUGGCGCGGCGCCGGGCGCCGCCAGCUCCCAGACAUCCCGCAGCGCUUCGACUACUGGCCCUUCGUGCUGGGCCACCAGGGCUUCGCGUCCGGGCGGCACUGCUGGGACGUGGAGGUGGGCGACGGCGGCGACUGGGCCGUGGGGGUGGCCCGGGAGUCCGUGCGGAGGAAGGGGCGGCUCAGCCUCGGCCCCCAGGGCGGCAUCUGGGGCCUGGAGAAGUGGGGGGGACAGGUGCGGGCGCUGACGGCCCGCAAGGUGACCCCGGUGGCCCUGCGCUGGCUGCCCCGCAGGGUCAGCGUGCACCUGGACUGCGCCGCGGGCACCGUGGCCUUCUUCGACGCCGAGGACGGGGGGCUCCUCUUCGUCUUUUCCCGCCUGGCCUUCGCCGGGGAGAGGCUCCGGCCCUGGCUCUGGGUGGUGGGCGCCAGGUCCCGGCUCCGGCUGUGUCCCUGAGGGAAGAGCGGCCCCCGCUUCUCACAGCCUCGGGGGGAGACCAGAGCUGGUUCGUGUUUCCUUCUCCGCCGGGAGAGGGGGGAAGA